AGCGAAUAAAUCGAGUUUCGCAGGUUGAAGCACAGCAGCCGUUUGCCGCUGACGUACGUAGACCAAGCCGCACAAAGCGGGCCUUCCCCGCAUGAAAAAUGUAUCGGCAGCAGCAUGGCAUCACCUCAGGACUGCCGGGCCAGCUGCGGACGUACGUCAGCGCGCUGUUGGUGAGGGAUCUGCUGGCGCUGUAGCCACCUAGCGGAGCCCGCCUCGCUGGCGUGACAUCUGCGUGCCAAGCCAUCAUACAUGGCUAGUCGACGAUUGGCCCGGUGACAUCUACGCGAAUGAAGCCAUGCAUCUGCGAGUAUCAAUAGCGGCAGGUCUCCGCUCGGCCGCAUGUUGAAGCCGCUGUUCGGUCAAGGCGAAUUUCGCUGGCAGCGCUGCCGAUAUCCGUCGGGUAUCAGAGCCGGCGCAACGCCAUUGUCACGACCAGAUCAUCCUGGCCGUAAACGCAACAGCCACUGCUUCCGCGCAUACACCAGCGUCUUAUGCUUGCUUCUGCGGACAGGUUCCGUUCUUAGUUGGCAGUUCGCUUUUGGCCCAAACGUUUCCCCUCGGUGGCGACUUUGAGCACGACAGGGGUCUCCACACCCUCACACCUGCGCUACAUGUAAUUCCCAUGGCCCAGAGCGCAAUCUCACGGAGCACGACUGAACUGCUGCUUCCGCUUCCACUGGCCGUCUCGUAAGUUACAAGGCGUGGCGUGCUGUCGGCGCAUGUGCGUAACGUUAGUAAAAUGAUUCGCGCCAUGUGGAGUGAUUGUCGCUCGUCGACACUUUGCUUGCAGCUUUUGACAGUGUUAUCAGACUCAGACCUGCAACCGUUCGUUGCAGCGGCUCAAGAAAACUACUUAGACCAGGAGACUUACGCAGCAAGUAGCGCUGGGUUGUGGCUAAUGAGCGAAUGCCUUAUUCAAAACUUGUUAGUGCUACCGGUGUCGACCAGGGAUGAUCAUUGCCUACCGGUGCAACAUGUGUGCAUCCACCUUACGACCAGAGAGAUUACACUUCCGGAGACAAUGAAUGACAACUUCCAGUGAGCACUUGACGAGGGACUCCGGCACACCGGGGCUGGUAUUAUUCGAGCAGGUCGCUGUCGGCAUCGCUACCGACGGCGUGCUAUGUUUCGCUGCAACCGGGCCCUCUACCAUCAUGGUUUCGGCUCGGGCUUAACGUCACUACCGCCAAUCGAGGCUGUCCAGCACCGACUUCGUCUGCUGCGUGGCAGUAGCGCUUCCAUCACCGCCCACAUGUCACGGCGAUGCUGAAGCGCGCCAAAAUAUUCGCGCUUACCAAGACCAGCUUUGGCGCGGAGCUGGUGCGCUGCUACACUGUAGCUCGUGGCGCAUGGCGAGCUUUUAGGCGCUGUCUCAUUCGCCGGUCCACCCAAGAUCAGCGCUGAUUGGCCUAUUCAAACGUAGGUGGAUGACGCGCCUGGUCUCUGCCGAAAUAUAAUAAUUCACCAAUUUUUAAGAUGAUAUCGUGGUGUGGCACACCCACAAUACCUUCAAUAAUAAAUAACAAUAUGACAUCAUAAUCAC
Messenger RNA from Phytophthora nicotianae INRA-310, 1543 nucleotides. RefSeq lists its product as hypothetical. NCBI's taxonomy places the organism in Eukaryota, Oomycota, Peronosporomycetes, Peronosporales, Peronosporaceae. The record is from RefSeq and is a predicted model, not a curated record. Bases 740 to 1042 code for a protein of 100 amino acids. The transcript has a single exon.